AGUUAAAGAGGUGGUCAGAGUCAGAACUCUUCCUUAAGCAACCUUCCAAAUUUAUUGAUACAUUUCUGUUUCCCAAGAUCCACCCACCACUCUCCUCCUUCUCUCUUCAUCUUCGCAAGAUUCUAAACCACAUCUCAUCCUCUCAUGUCCGAAAACAGCAAGAUUCUUGCAAUGUGUUGUUGACUUUGAUCUCCAAUCUUCAUGGGGAAGAAGAGCGGCUCUUCGUCUUCUUCCUGGCUCACCGCUGUUAAACGAGCUUUCCGAUCUCCGACCAAGAAAGAACACAACAACAACAACAACAUCAAUGCUCACGGUAAUGAAGCUGAGGAAGACGAUGACAAGAAGAGAGAGAAGCGACGGUGGUUAUUCAGAAAAACAACGAAUCACGACUCUCCGGCAAAGACCACCGGCGCUGUAAAAGACGGGUCUGCUCCGAAACCUGUUGAAACGGCGGCGAUCAACACAAAUGCUUCAUCCUCUGUUUCAGAACAGAGAAACGCCGCACCCCCACCGCCCACCACCGUCUCCGUCGUAUCGGAACUUCCUCAGGCGACGGCGGAGCUACCAAAUAUACCAAGCCGGAGUUACUCUGCGAGAGAAAUCCAUGCAGCUAUUAUCAUCCAAACUUGUUUCAGAGGUUAUCUGGCACGAAGAGCGUUAAGAGCGUUGAAAGGAUUAGUGAAGCUACAAGCACUAGUGAGAGGUCACAACGUUAGGAAACAAGCUAAGAUGACAUUACGAUGUAUGCAAGCUCUGGUCCGAGUCCAGUCUCGUGUCCUUGACCAACGGAAACGCUUGUCUCACGACGGUACUCGCAAGUCUGCCUUCAGUGACACUCACAGUGUUCUUGAAUCUCGUUAUCUUCAAGACAUUUCAGACAGAAGAUCUAUGCCAAGAGAAGGAAGUAGCAUUGCUGAAGAUUGGGAGGACCGACCACAAACGAUUCAAGAAGUAAAAGCAAUGUUGCAAGAAAGACGAGACAAUAGUUUAUCAAAAGCUUUCUCUCAACAGAUUAGGAGAACGAGAGGUAGUCAAUCUAUAGGAGAAGAGGAAGAAGAGAGACCAAAAUGGUUAGACCGGUGGAUGUCAUCUAAACCGUGGGAUAAACGAGCUUCAACGGACCAAAGACCACCGGUUUACAAAACAGUUGAAAUCGAUACUUCUCAACCGUACUUAACCCGUGCUCAUUCAAGAACCGGUGCUAGUCCUAGCCGUAGCCAACGUCCUGACACACCAUCAAGAACCAGCCACCAUUACAACCAUCAACAUAGUUUCUCAUCAGCUACACCGUCUCCGGCUAAAUCAAGACCGAUACAAAUCCGGUCCGCGAGUCCACGCAUUCAAAGAGAUGACCGGUCUGCUUACAGCUACACAUCAAACACACCUAGCUUGAGGUCUAACUAUAGCUUUACCGCAAGAAGUGGCUAUAGCGUUUGCACCACCACUACAUUGCCGAACUACAUGGCCAUCACUGAAUCAGCAAAGGCUAGAAUAAGGUCUCAGAGCGCGCCGAGGCAAAGACCUUUGACACCUGAGAAAGACCGUGGCGGAUCAGCUAGGAAACGGCUUUCAUAUCCGGUUCCACCGCAGCCACCAAUGGAGGUUGGAGGAGGGUAUUGUGGUGAUAGCAACAGUCAGAGUUUGAGGAGUCCAAGUCUGAAGAGUAUCGGUGGUUCACAGUUGGGUGCAUUGGAGCAACAGUCAAACUACUCUUCUUGCUAUACCGAGUCUGUUGGUGGUGGUGGAGAGAUCUCACCUGCUUCUACUAGUGAUAGAAGAUGGUUAAGGUUUUAAGGAAAAUCUAACGGUCAUAGUUUUUUCUUAAAUAGUUUUUUUCGGAUAUAUAUAAAUAAUAUUUCAUUUUGACUAAGAUAAGAACGAUGACUUUUUUAGUGUGUGUUGAUGACCUCUGAUAUUGGUGUGUACUUGUGUGAUUUUGUGUGUGUUUUUAAUGGAAGAUUGGAAAUGUAAUCACCUUUUUUUUGUCGGCCUGGCAAAUGUAAUCUUGUUACUAA
Brassica oleracea var. oleracea is the source of this 2015-nucleotide messenger RNA. Its product is annotated as protein IQ-DOMAIN 1. The record is from RefSeq and is a predicted model, not a curated record. Lineage: Eukaryota; Viridiplantae; Streptophyta; Magnoliopsida; Brassicales; Brassicaceae. The transcript has 5 exons. Gene Ontology annotation, molecular function: protein binding. Bases 202 to 1794 code for a protein of 530 amino acids.